Oenanthe melanoleuca is the source of this 4021-nucleotide messenger RNA. It is a transcript of the gene SLC31A1, whose product is annotated as solute carrier family 31 member 1. The transcript has 5 exons. Gene Ontology annotation, biological process: copper ion transmembrane transport. Gene Ontology annotation, cellular component: membrane. Lineage: Eukaryota; Metazoa; Chordata; Aves; Passeriformes; Muscicapidae. The coding region runs from base 38 to 700 and encodes 220 amino acids. The record is from RefSeq and is a predicted model, not a curated record. Gene Ontology annotation, molecular function: copper ion transmembrane transporter activity.
GGCGGGAAUUCCAGGGCUGCCGGUAGGGGCGGGACUUAUGGAGGCCCGGAGGGGGCGGGGCUUGGCGCGGGGCGGAGCGAGGGCCGCGGCUCGUGGCGGUCGCGCGGGUCCCACUUUUCUAUGUGCCUUUUUGAAUCUCUCUGUCCUCAAGAUGUCUCACCACAUGAACAGCUCCAUGCCAACAUCACAUCCUGCUGAGCAUCACCACCCCACCACGGCCCCGGGACACGGGCACGGGUCGGACAUGAUGAUGAUGGCCAUGACUUUCCACUUCAGCUAUCAGAAUGUGCCAUUGCUGUUCUCUGGACUUACAAUCAAUUCUCCUGGAGAAAUGGCUGGUGCUUUUGUGGCUGUCUUCUUCCUGGCCAUGUUUUAUGAAGGCCUGAAGAUUGCCAGGGAGUGUCUGCUGAGGAAGUCCCAGGUCAGCAUCCGCUACAACUCCAUGCCAGUGCCCGGCCCCAACGGCACCAUCCUGAUGGAGACACACAAAACCGUGGGGCAGCAGAUGCUGAGCUUGCCCCACCUGCUGCAGACUGUGCUGCACAUGAUCCAGGUGGUGGUCAGCUACUUCCUCAUGCUCAUCUUCAUGACCUACAACGGGUACCUGUGCAUCGCCGUGGCUGCUGGGGCAGGCACUGGAUACUUCUUCUUCAGCUGGAAAAAGGCAGUGGUGGUGGAUAUCACAGAGCACUGCCACUAACACUGGGUGUGCCUCUCACCCCAUCCCUGCAACAGCAGCCACCUGAGGACUGGAGCAUUCCUAAGCUGCCAAGAGAAUCAUGAUAAAAAUAACCAACUGGAGUUCACCAUGGGUUCCUGGAGGGGUGCAGGGAUGUGAGGAGCUGGGACAAGCUGCUCCCCUUGACUCUUGAGAGUCCACAGCAGCCAUUCUUGGCCAGGAUUUGCUUCAUUCUUAGAUUAUGCUGUGAUUGAAAUUAGUUGGCUGACAGAACUGUAGAAAUUAUUAUUCUAAAAAGAAAACAAAACCGUUUUAUUUUUAAAUUCUAAAUGCUCGUCAGUGAGGGUUUAAUGAGUGAGAGGAAAAGAUCAAAGUUGCCAAUAAUGUGUGAAUGGCUGUUUAAUUUUGAUUUUUUUUUUCAAUAUGUACAUAAUGGCAGGGGACGAGAUUGCCCUGGCAUUGUGGCUUUUGGGGCCAAUGACACCUUUUGCUGUAGGACUCAGCCUCUGAGAUUUGGUGCUGCACAUCAGAUAUGCUCAGGUGUGUCCUGGCAAGGGAGGACUUUGACCCAAGGAUGUGACUUGUGUGCUUCAGGGCUUGGAUGAACCUGUCCUCUGAGCCCACCAGAGUCUUGUUAGUCUGAUGUAUCCAGCAGCUUUACUCAGCCUCCUGGGAGAACCCUUGAGUUUGGCUGCUUUCCCUUCCCAAUUGUGGAUCAGAUGCAGGACAAUAGUUCUGUAUUUGCAGGGCAAAAAGAUUCCAAAUAAACCAUUGAUCCCACAGGUACUUCAUGUGGAACUGCACCUGGAUGGAAAUAGAGCUAAGCUUUGGGUUACUGGUUCUGUAAAUGAGGCAAGAGCUAAAUAAUGAUUUUGUGACACUAAAGUUAAAAUGGCUGGAGGGUAUUCCUGGAUGGAAGUGAAGAGGGGAAAACAACCAUGUUCCUGUGAAAGAGAGAUUUGAGGAAGAGGAGUAGGAAAAUACAGGAUUACAGCAGCCUUCAGUGUCUCCUCAGGUGAAAUUUGGAGCAGCCUGGGUUAAUCAAAAAGUACUCCUGACCCAGAUGUCUCCUGUUUGUCUUGAUAAUCAGUGUGCCCAUGCUGGAGGUGCAGGUUCUCCUGGAGUGCAGUGGGGGACAGGUGCUGUGGGCUCUGCCCAGUGCCCAGGCAGGACAGGCUGGGAGGGGGCAGAACCACCCUCUGCCUGUCUGCUGCCAGGCCAGGCUUGGAGAGCAGCUCUGGCUUAGCACCUGGAGGUGAAAAAAGUUGUGCAGAGUGUGAUGCAAAGCUGGAGUCCUACCUCUUCCCAGCUUGCCCAGUUUGUGCCUGUAACUGGCUGGAAGAGAAGACAGUGGGAAUUUGGGAAAGGCACUGACAACAGACCCCACUUUCAGACUGGGACUGGUGUCUGGAGGUGCCAUGAGCACAGGGAAUCCUGCUGGGAUAAGGGGCACACACAGGAAGGUUUUUUCCCCUGAAGAUGCUGCUGGUGACUGCUGUCAGUAGCUGUGUGAGCAAAGUGAAUCUUUGGAAUGGGAUUUUUUAGCCCCUGAGCCUUAGAGGGUGAGGCCAUCCCUGUGCACCUGGGUGCUCCAUGGUGCUGGUGCUGCUGUGCACAGAGCACACCCUCCCACACUCUGUAAGGAAAUCCAGUGCUGCUGCUGCCAGGGCUUGAAUUGCACCUCCCAAAGUCAGCCCUCUUGGGCUGAUGCCAACUGUUUAUUUGGACAUCUUGUUUUCUCUGGACAGUGCAACUAGAGAAUAAAAGGAGAUGAGUUAAAAGCAGGCUUAGGUUCCUAAAUAGCUGCUUUCUGUAGCAAAUUCACAUCUGGGUGAAAGAGGCAGAGUUACUUUCAUGGAAAAGUUCUAGCCACCUCCUGCUGAGGGACAGGAAAAGUGCUUCCUUCCCCAGUCUGAUCUUUGCAGGGAGUUGUGUCUGUGACAGAACUGGUGCCCUCUGUGCACCUCUCUCAAAGGUAAAACUCUCCUGUGCCCUCCAGGCAAUCCUGGGAGGGGAAACCUGACCCUCCCCAUACAUGGAGAGCUGGGAGGAAUGUUAAUGUUGGACAGAGAAAAUGGACAAUCCCUUCCCACUCCUGCUGGAACUGACAGGAAAUCCAGGUGUUUGUCAGAGAAAACUGGAGCUGUUAACGGCUGGAGGUGGUGGUUGGAGUUGGGGAGGUUUGCACUGCAGGGCUUGACCCCUGAAGGAGCUCAGGGUGACAUUGCCACUGCUGCCAUUGGUUUUUCUGGAAGGGGCUGGAGUUGUUGCCAUCACAAUCACAGGCUGGAGUGAGGAGUGGCUGUGUGGUGACACUGGUCACCUCAAAUACCUCUUGCUGUGUCUCUCUUUGAAACAGAAGCUCCUUGGCCUGAUCUUGCUGUCAACUUUUAACCACUUUUCUGUGUAUCCAAGUGACCAGGCUUGAAUUCUCUGAGGGAUGACUUGGAGAUCAGGCUGUGGCUCAUGGAGUGUCAGUCUGGUUCUUGUUAAGCUUUUCUGCCCUGUUCUGCUUGUCCCACCUGUGCUCCUGGAAUUGUUUCCCCCUGAUGAACUUCCCAGGCUCAUCCCCUGCCCAUGCUGUCCCCAGAGAGGACACACAGCUUUCUGCAGUGUGCACAGGGAGGGGACACUGCCCAGGCACCCCUGGGCUGCCAGAGAAGGUGAGCAGGGUGAGGCUGUGUCCCCUCUGCCCCUGAGCUCCCUGAUGGCAGCUGGGGAAGGGGUGUGUGUGUCCAGGCUGUGCUUCCUCAGUUCAGUGUCACCAUCCAGCCUCAACCUCCCUGUGUCCCAGCUCUCCCUUGCUGCCAGGUGCCACCAUGGUGUGUUCUCAGCCUGGGCUGAGCAGAGCCUGUGCAAAUCCCUCUGGCCAGGAUCAGCAGCUCUGGGGCAGCCCCAGCCCCUGUGCUGAAUUUGAAGUUCUCCUGGUAACACAGGGAGGGCAGGGCUGGAAGGAUGACCCGGCCUGGGUACUUUAAACUCCUGUGUUGACACACAUGUAGCAUGUUUGGGUGUGCUGUCCUGCCUGGGGUGACAUCCUGUGCCUGUGUCUGUGCCCUGAUGUUUGCUCUGCACAUGCUGUGCCUCUGGAUUCCCAUCAAGGAGGGAGCUCAGAGCAUCCAGGCCAUGUUCCUCAGUGGGCUUUUGUUGCUUUUCUUUGAGUGCCUUUUGAGUUUGUCUGGAGCCAGUCCCACCCAAUCCAGCAGGAUUUCUAAUUUUGUUUACAGUGGACUGUCAGUUUUGUUUUUACUCUUGCUCUUUGUGGCGGUAACUUCUCUGAUGUUACUGUGAAUAUCAAGAAUCUCCUGUACAUAAUUAAUCAAUAAAAUAGAUUGCAUUUAA